AUGACUGCUUUACAUUACAAGUUCGAUAAUAUGCAAGAAACAUCAUCUCCAUCUACCCAACCUAUCAGUGUAGCUACAAUGAAGGCCCAAGCUGUGAAUAAAUCUCUCAUGGAAAAAGAUGUUGAGAUUAAUGCUCUUGUUGCUCAUAACAAGAUCCUAGACAAUCAGAUGGCUCAGAUGGCCACCAGACUAGCGGGGAGGACCCAAGGGCAGCUCCCUUCACAGCCUGAGAGUAAAGAAAAUGCAAAUGAUAUUACACUAUGUAGUGGGUAUGGGUAUGAUGGCCCUUCUAUGUAUGUUAAUAAUGAUUUUGGGGUGUGUGCUAGUGAUCCGGUUGAGAAAGUAGCUGAAAAGGUAGUCCCAAAUAAGGUAGUAGUUGAAAAGGUAGCCCAUGAGAAAGAGGUUGUAUCUGAGUUUCAUUGCAUGGUUACCGAAGGGGUGGUAUUGGGGCACUUAAUUUCUGAAAAGGGAAUUGAAGUGGAUCAGGCUAAGUUCCAAGUGAUUAAACAAGUAUCCCCUCCAGUUAAUGUGAAGGGUAUUAGGAGUUUCCUUGGUCAUGCGGGGAUAAAACAGGCAUUGAUCUUUGCCCCUAUCAUCCGUUCUCUGUAUUGGGAUCUCCCGUUUGAGAUUAUGUGUGAUGCAACUGACUAUGCGGUUGGGGUUAUUCUGGGACAACGAAAGGAAAAGGUUUUACAUGCUAUCUACUAUGCUAGUAAGACCCUAGAGAAAGCUCAGUUAACUAUGCUACUACUGAGAAAGAUCUUCUUUCUAUGGUCUAUGCCUUGGACAAGUUCCGUACAUAUCUCAUUGGGUCCAAGAUUGAGGUAUGAUGAUGGUAAAGAUGCUACACCUAUCGAUGAUUCAUUUCCCGAUGAUCACUUACUUGCAGUCGCCAAUCAGUCAUCGUGGUUCGCAGACUAUGCGAACUAUAUUGUGGGGGUUACUCUUCCGGACGAUCUAUCCUACCAACAGAAGAAGAGGUUCCUCCAUGACAUUCAUUACUACUUCUGGGAUGAUCCUUACUUGUUUUGUAUGACUGCAGAUGGUUUAUACAAGCGUUGUAUUCCCGAGUGA
Messenger RNA from Spinacia oleracea (spinach), 1074 nucleotides. RefSeq lists its product as uncharacterized. Lineage: Eukaryota; Viridiplantae; Streptophyta; Magnoliopsida; Caryophyllales; Amaranthaceae. The transcript is spliced from 5 exons. The record is from RefSeq and is a predicted model, not a curated record. Bases 1 to 1074 code for a protein of 357 amino acids.